GGGAGCGGGGCGCACGUGGCGUAAUCCUCCAAACCUGCGCGCUCUCGUCGUUGACCCCGACAGCGAUGGCAGCGGCGGGCGCAGGAGCGCCGACGGCGGCAGCUGCGAUGGCGGGUGGGUACCACGCCGCCCCGAAUAUACUGUGAGUGUCCCCCUUCCGCGUCUUAUGCACGGCGGGUGCCGGGCUGGGCGACCCAUACCCUUGGGCGCGGACGACCCAGGCAGCGGUACGCGACCAUCACGGGUGCCGGUCCCGCGCCGCGCCGCCGCUGUGUUCCUCCCGUUGGCUCCCCCGCUGACCGCGCCGCGCAUGUACUCGAACCUCCCCCACCGACCCGCGAACCAUGCCUCCGCUGCGCCACCGGACAGAGAGUACGACCUCGUCAUGCGCCAGGAGCCGAAGCAGGCGCGCAUGUGCGGCGUCGGCGGCAAGGCUGACCGCCGCCCGAUCGAUCCACCGCCUAUCGUUCAGCUGAGGGUUAUCGACCCCAGCCGCAAAAACCGCGCCGCGGAACCCUCAUCCAGUGGCGGGGGCGACGCUGAAGACGACGCAUACGCGCAGUCCUUCCUGCAGAACCCAUACUACUUCAUGUUCGCAAGUCUCGCGAAGCCUGACGACGACACGGAGUUACAUUGGCUGAAGGACGGGCGGACGCGUUGUACAACUGGCUCUGUUGUAUCAUCCCUGUACCACCUCAAAGACCCCAUGAACGACAACGAAGACGCAGGCUUCUUCGUCUUCCCCGACCUCAGCGUACGCACAGAGGGCAGCUACCGCCUCAAACUCAGCUUGUACGAGGUCGUGGGGAACAACGUUCGGCAUUGCAAGUCAAUAUACAGCACACCAUUCUACGUCUACACCGCGAAGAAAUUCCCCGGCAUGGAGGAGUCCACGCCUCUAUCUUGUUCCCUCGCCGACCAGGGCAUCAAAAUACGCAUCCGCAAGGAUAUCCGUGUACGCAAGCGUGCCCCCACAAACACCAUAGACGUUCCUCCGCCAGCGCGUGCGUAUGUGCCUGCUGUCGAUGAUGAUGAAGAGCAAGAACCCAAGCGCAAGCGUUCGCGAACGGAUACCUGGAACGACGGCCGUCCGUCCGCUGCUCCCGUCCCAGUUCCCGAAGUCCCAACAUUACCCGUACCUGUGCUACCUUCGACGCUGCCCGUGCCCACGGUGUCUGACGCCAUCGACCCUGCGCUGACAAACGGGGGAGGGGGCGGCUCCCUCAGCGGUCCGAUGGGCCCUAUGAUUCCCCCACCACCCGGAGCAUCGCAGAAUGAUGCGCCUCCGUCGCCUCUGCGAACGCCGUCGCCUGACCGACGAGGUUCACAGCAUCACUCGAUACCGCCGCCUCAACACCACCAAGGGCCGCCACCAUCGCAUCAUGGGCUUCCGCCGCCGCUUUCUGGGCCUGGAGGGCCUCCGCCGCCUGGACAUGCGGGACCUCCGCCCGUGCAUCAUGCGCCGCCGUCUGCGCCUGGCCACUACCCUCCUUAUGGGCCGUACGGCGGGCAGUAUGACUAUGGACAUCAUGCGCCCUAUGUCCCGCGAUACGAUAAUGGCUACGGUUUCUACGAUGAUGGCGCAGGGCCGUCAGCACCACCAGGAGGCAAUGUCCCAAUCUCAUCUUCCCCGGCGGGCGCAUCAUCUGGCUUGACCGGACCUGCUGCCACGGCGCCGACGGGUGCUGCACCAACUACGCCGACGCCGUCUGGCAUGGCAGGGCCGCCCCCUCGUCCAGGAAGCCCUCAGCGAAGCUACGGAUACGCACCGGCGCCGCCACCCAGGUACAGUAGCCACUACGGUUAUCCCUCAGGGCCGGAGGGAUGGGCGUAUGGGGCGCCGCCUCCCGCCCAGGCAUCACCACCCGUCGCGGCGUCUUCUCAUCUGCCGCCGUCUGGCGCACAACAAUCGUCGGGUAUGACGCAUGCGUCAGGCUCGGGUGCCCACCCUCCAGGAACUACUGCUCGGCCUUCCAGCACGGUCGCUCAUUCCUCUGGCGCGGUCGCUCAGCCGUCGCCUACAAGCGCGCACGUAUCGCCCGUGCAACCGCCUGCUGCGCAACCCUCGCCUGGAACGCCAGGAUAUCCGCCUUAUCCACAACAAUACGGCUACCCGCCCUACAAUGGACCACCUUACGGUGCGCCUCCCGCAUCUGGCGGCCCUUACUACGCACCUGCCCCACCGGGAAACGCAAGCUAUCCGCCUGGGAACGCAUCGUAUCCUCCGGGGCCGCCAGCAGGACCUGGCGCGUCUGGCUAUCCGGCGCCGUACCCUGGUGGAGGUUAUGCGUAUGGGAGCGGCUCGCCGUAUCCGCCUGGUGCUGGCUAUGCCUAUGCGGGCGGCGCGCCCUACCCUCCAGGCCCAAGUGCACCCUAUCCAGGUGGUUACAACUCAGCGCCAUACGCAGGAAGCGCAGGCUACCCGCCACCAGGCCCCAGCGGCGCGUCGUAUCCGCCCGCGCCAGGUAACGCAUCCUAUCCUCCGGGCUCCUCGGCCGCGCCUCCGUACACUAAUGGCGGUGCGCCUCCGUACAACGGUGCGCCGCCGUACGCGACUGGAAGCGGGGCUCCGUACCCUGGGGGCGGCUAUCCACCGUACGCGAGCGGCGCGCCCGGCUAUGGCGCUGGAUAUGGGUACCCGCCGGGCCCAGGUUACCCUGGCCAGCCGUACGCGCCGCCGUAUGAAGGGGCAAGGGCGAGCGGGGAUGCUGGGAGGGCGGAGGGCUCGAGGGCGGGGGAGGGGGCGCGCGCCGCUGGUGAUCCCACUCGGUCGAGUGGCGAUGCCUCGCGGCCGUCGGAGGACCGUGGGCGGGCGAAUGGUGGUCCUGGCGGGGAGAGCGUGCGUUUGGCGCCGCUGCGAAGGGAAUCGCUCGAGUAUCCGGCUGCGUACGCGUCGGUGCCUAUCCGGAGGGAGAGGGAGUCGCGGGACUACCUGCCGCGGCCCGACUAUCCUGCGAGGGAAGGCGAGGAGCGGGGUGACUAUUCGCGGGAGUCGUACUCGUCGCGCUAUUCGAGGGACUAUCGGGCGGGUGAGUAUGCUGGCGGGAGGGAGUAUGCUGGGGGUGUUUCAGGUGCAGGUGCUGCUGCAAGUGGAAGUGGAAGUGGACGAGAGUAUGCUGGUUCGGGGAGAGAAGGUUACGCAGGCGGGAGGGAGGGGUAUGCGCCGAGGGAGGAGAGGGAAAGGGAGAGGGAGGAGCGGGCGAAGAAGAGCAAUAACCCGCUCAGCAUCGGGAACAUCAUCUCGGAGUGAGGGUGAGCGAACGGGCAUUGAGAGGGAGGGGGGCUCGUGAAAGGACUAUAGAAAAGUACUUCGCCUUGGCGGUGGAGUUGGGAUGUGGAAGGCGGGGGAGGGGAAGAAGAGACGAAAUAUCAAUGUGCUUAUAUACAUACUCACCGGCAUCUCUCGUUCAUCUAUACUCACUCAUUCUCAUCGGCGCUCGUGCUUCACUUUUGGCUUGUUUCUUGUCGGCUGCAUACUUGUGCUAUCCUUUUUGCAGUCGUUGUUCUCUAUUUGCCGUUCGCUUUCUUGUGUGCAUAGUCUUUGCUUGUUGUUUGCAUAUUCAUUCACUUAUUCGCGGGAGUACCGAGUUGUGCAGUGUGAGGGCUUUGACACCCGACUAGAGACUUACGUUGUGAUUCGUGGCCACAAGCUCAUCUCU
Schizophyllum commune H4-8 is the source of this 3659-nucleotide messenger RNA. RefSeq lists its product as uncharacterized. Bases 311 to 3250 code for a protein of 979 amino acids. NCBI's taxonomy places the organism in Eukaryota, Fungi, Basidiomycota, Agaricomycetes, Agaricales, Schizophyllaceae. The record is from RefSeq and is a predicted model, not a curated record. The transcript has 5 exons.